AUGGAUCCUCCAACUCUCCUGCUGUUGCUUCUCCUAAUGUUUGCUUCUGCCAUAAACGCCCAAUUCCCAGCCACCUACUGCGGUUCGACAGGCAACUUCACCGCCAACAGCACCUACCAAACCACCCUCACCACCCUCCUCUCCUCCAUCUCCACCACCAACUAUUUGUCCUUCUCCUACUCCUUCUUCAAUGCCUCUGCCCCUGUCUCCGGUGCCUCCGAAACACUCUAUGUUUUCGGCCUCUGCCGCGGUGACUUCAACGCUAAGGACUGCCGCUCCUGCCUAGAUGACAUUGCCUCUGAUAUGCGCCGGGUUUGCCCCCUCCAGAAGGAGGCAAUCGUCUACAAAGGGAACUGCAUCAUCCGGUACUCGAACGCCUCGUUCUCUGGUGUAGUCGCGACAAAACCCAUGUACGUGGCGGGAGCCCCUGCCAAUUUUUCGGACACAUUCGAUGCAGCGAUGAGGAAGCUCCUGAACAGUCUGGGGGCAGAGGCGGCGGGUGGCAGCUCGCUGAAAAAGUAUGCAUCCAGGAAUGAAUCAGCGGGGGCCGACCUGGUCAACAUGUUUAUGCAGUGCACGCCGGACUUGACAGAGCAGCAGUGCAGCAACUGCCUGGGGACAGGCGUCCAGACGAUCAGGGACUGUUGUGCCGCUUAUGCUGGAGGACGGGUCAUGGUGCCGAGUUGCUUGAUCCUGUGGGGGACCUAUCAUAAUUUCUUCGACUCAGUUAGUCACCCAAUUCCGCCGCCACCGACACGAGCUCCAGCACCAACAUCACCAUCGCAUGAGGCAGAUGUGCUGCCUCCACCACCAGUUGGAAAGAGCAACUCGACGAGGACUGUCAUGAUUGCUGUUGUCACAAGUGUUUCUGCUCUACUUGUCAUCGCCGUUGUCGUGCUCCUGAAAGUGAAGAGGAAGAAGGAGCAGCAGCCCAGACAAAGUGUUGAAGGUGAAGUUGUGCAAGAAAUGAGCAAGGCGGAUUUGCAGCAAUUUGAUUUCAGCACUAUCAUAGCGGCAACGGACAACUUCUCUGAUUCCAACAAGCUUGGACAAGGCGGUUUUGGUGCUGUUUACAUGGGUAAACUCCCCAACGGACGGGAAUUCGCGGUGAAACGGUUGUCGCAGAAUUCCAGCGAAAUGGAAGUUGAAUUCAGGAACGAGGUCAUGUUAAUAGCUAAGCAACAACAUAGGAACUUGGUCAGGCUCCUAGGUUUCUGUCUGGAAGGAGUCGAACGGCUUCUCAUUUACGAGUUUGUGCCCAAUUCAAGCCUUGAUAAGUUCAUAUUCGAUCCCGAGAAGCGUGCGAAUCUCAACUGGGAUAAGCGCCACAAGAUAAUAAUGGGCGUCGCUCGAGGAAUGCUUUACCUACAUGAAGAAUCUCAAGUUGGUAUCAUCCAUCGGGACCUCAAAGCCAGCAACAUUUUGUUGGACUCAGACAUGAAUCCAAAGAUAUCGGAUUUCGGUACGGCGAGGCUGUUCAAGUUGGACCAAACUCAUGCGGAGACAAGCCGAAUCGUGGGGACCUAUGGAUAUAUGGCACCAGAGUAUGCUAUGAAAGGAAACUUCUCUGUCAAGUCAGAUGUAUACAGUUUCGGAGUGCUGGUUUUGGAGAUUGUGAGUGGUCGCAGGAACAAUCACCGCAUCGGCAAUGUCAUGGAGGAUCUUAUAAGCUACGUUUCAAAGAAUUGGAGGGAAAGAUCAAUAGCGAACAUCAUCGAUCCCUCCAUAAAUUCCUGUUCGAGUACUGAAAUUGUGAGGUGCAUCGAGAUUGGUCUGCUAUGUGUCCAAGAAAAUGAGGCCAGCCGACCAACCAUGCUCUCGGUUUUCCUCAUGCUUAACAGCCAGUCGGUUGCUCUCCAAGUGCCGUCCUAA
Molecule: messenger RNA, 1872 nt
Organism: Rhodamnia argentea
Lineage: Eukaryota; Viridiplantae; Streptophyta; Magnoliopsida; Myrtales; Myrtaceae
Product: cysteine-rich receptor-like protein kinase 29
Exons: 7
Coding region: 1-1872 (623 amino acids)
Biological process (GO): protein phosphorylation
Molecular function (GO): ATP binding; protein kinase activity
Source: RefSeq, a predicted model, not a curated record